GCCGACCGCUGUCUGGCCACUUAGGCGGGCGGGCGCGCACGUACGCACGCAAGCACGCACACUCGGCCCCAUCGCCGCUGGUUCCCCGAUACUAGGCGCACGGUCACGUGGGCCCAUCGCGCGGCGAGCGACGCGGGAAGCCGCGCGAGAGCGAGGCGCCGGGUGCGUGACCCGGCGCUUCCGCGUGCCGUGCGCGGCGCGGGAGCCCGCCCCUCCCGCACAGAGGAACCAGCCCGCCGCCGCGGCGGCCUCUGGAGCCACAAUGGACACGGCUAGCCAUAGCCUUGUCCUUCUGCAACAGCUGAACAUGCAGCGAGAAUUUGGUUUUCUGUGUGAUUGCACAGUUGCUAUUGGAGAUGUUUACUUCAAAGCCCACAGAGCGGUGCUUGCUGCUUUUUCUAACUAUUUCAAGAUGAUAUUCAUUCACCAAACGAGUGAAUGCAUAAAAAUACAACCAACUGACAUCCAACCUGACAUAUUCAGCUAUUUGUUGCAUAUUAUGUACACGGGGAAAGGGCCAAAACAGAUUGUGGAUCAUAGUCGUUUGGAGGAAGGGAUUCGAUUUCUUCACGCCGACUACCUUUCUCACAUUGCAACUGAAAUGAAUCAAGUGUUCUCACCAGAGACUGUGCAGUCCUCAAAUUUAUAUGGCAUUCAGAUCUCAACAACCCAAAAAACAACUGUCAAACAAGGGCUGGAGGUCAAGGAAACUCCUUCCAAUAGCAGUGGAAACAGAGCUGCUGUCCAGGGUGACCAUCCCCAGUUGCAACUCUCUCUUGCUAUUGGGCUGGAUGAUGGCACUGCAGACCAGCAGAGGGUCCAUCCUGCUGCCCAGGCCUUGGAGGAGCACCAGAAACCCCCAGUGUCCAUCAAGCAGGAGAGAUGUGAUCCAGAAUCUGUGAUCUCCCAGAGCCACCCAUCACCCUCAUCAGAGGUGACAGGUCUCUCUUUUACAGAAAACAGCAUCAAAAUACAUUUAUGCCAUUACUGUGGGGAACGUUUUGAUUCUCGUAGUAACUUAAGACAACAUCUCCAUACCCAUGUGUCUGGAUCCCUUCCAUUUGGUGUCCCUGCUUCCAUUCUGGAAAGUAAUGAUCUUGGAGAAGUACAUCCACUUAAUGAAAAUAGUGAAACUCUUGAAUGCCACAGGCUCAGCUCCUUCAUUGUCAAGGAGAAUGAGCAGCAGCCUGAGCAUUCAAACCGUGGUACCACAGAGCCUUUGCAGAUUAGUCAAGUAUCUUUGAUCUCCAAAGAUACAGAGCCAGUAGAAUUAAACUGUAAUUUUUCUUUUUCAAGGAAAAGAAAAAUCAGUUGUACCAUCUGUGGUCAUAAAUUUCUUCGAAAGAGUCAAUUGCUGGAACACAUGUAUACACACAAAGCAGUGUCUGCCAAAUGUUGUCUUCCUUGUGUUGAGCUAAGAAAUCUUCAAAGCAAACUUCUCAUGAAAGAAAGUUCAUUGCAAGAGAUGAAGACUGAGCUAGAAAGUUACAAAGAAAAUAACAUGCAACAGUCAUUCCAGAUAAUGUCCCUGAGAGAUGAUAUCCAGGACCUACAGGAACUCAUUGCUUCUCUAACCAGAAUUAAGUCUUUGAAAAACACCAACAUCCAGAGUCUUGAAAGAGGCAACUGGGAACUAACGGAACGAGUUACAGCACUAGAAAACCUUCUAAAAGUACAUCUGGUUGAAAGAGAAAAAGCAGAGCGAAAAGCAGAUCUUUUGGAGAAAAUGUUGUCAGGCACUAGCAGAUUCCCGUCUCAUAUGACUACAAAGGGACAAGAAGAUUUCUUGGAUAUUUUCCCAGUGAAGGAUAAGACCGAAGCUUUCCUGGUCAACCACUUUGAGGGAAACAUCUUUCACCCUGAAGGACCAGAUCACAGGCAGAAGAUAUGGGAUGAAUGUCAACAGGAUCUGAUACAUGAGGAAAAACAAGCAUCAGAGUUAGACAGACACCCAUAUUCAUGCAGCUGGGAAACUGAGACUGCACAAUCUCAAUAUCAGAAUUUCCUCAGUCAGUUGGCUACUCUUCUGAGUGACAGCAUCGUCCCCAUACCAGCCACAGAGGAAGCUGUGAAAGAGAGGAUUCUGGAAAUCAGUGAAAAUGAACUAUCUUGGAAAUCUAGAACGGAAGGCCUGCAGCAGGAAAUUCAGAUGCUCACUAAGCAACUGGAGCAGCUGCAUCAGAUUUAUGAAGAAGCUGCUCAAGAAGCACCUCAAAGUGGAGAAAAUUACAGGGAACAAAAAAGACCCUUAAAACGUCUGGAUGGAAACAUUGGUAUCAAUGAUUUUUUUCAAAGGAAAUUAGACUUGGACAGGAAUAAGGAAAACUUCAGAACGCAGAAUUCUCAAGUAGAUAAGCACAACAAGAAGUUCAAACAAUUAGAGAUGUUGUUGAAUAUUCGGCAAAAUUUGCAGAUUGUUACAACACCAAUAUUGGAGGAGAAAAUUCAGAAACUUCAGAAACAGCUCAGUGAUUUGAAAUUAUCAAAUAAAAAUAUGAAAACUCAACUGACAAGAAUAAAUGUCCUUAAAGACAAAACAAUUAUGAAGCUCAGGCAAUCUUUAACAAAAGUGGAAACAAUGAAGGAGAAGGUAGUUAUGAAUACAGAUGAUUUGAAAACUGCAUCAGAUUCUGCAGAGCAAGAGGCGAGAGCCGACAAAGAGAGGGCCCGUCAGAUGUUAGACAGUGUCACUCCUGAGCUCUCCACAACCAAGAACACGCUUGAAGUAGCAGGACAAGAACAAGAGCUUGGUGACUUUCGAGAAACUAUUUUGAAGAUGUUGGGAUUUGACAUGAAAACAGCAGACAAAGAAAUCAUCAAUCAGUUAAAGCUUAUUAUACAAGUUUACAAAAUAUCUAACAAAUCAAAGAUUGCUUCUGAUUGUGAGACUGGACUAGAUAAUGAAUAAAUAAGUUCUGCCUUUUCAUUGCUGCCAAGAACAACU
Sciurus carolinensis (gray squirrel) is the source of this 2944-nucleotide messenger RNA. RefSeq names its product zinc finger and BTB domain containing 25 (gene Zbtb25). The record is from RefSeq and is a predicted model, not a curated record. The coding region runs from base 263 to 2908 and encodes 881 amino acids. The transcript has 11 exons. Gene Ontology annotation, molecular function: protein binding. Lineage: Eukaryota; Metazoa; Chordata; Mammalia; Rodentia; Sciuridae.